Messenger RNA from Sceloporus undulatus (fence lizard), 686 nucleotides. Its product is annotated as calpain small subunit 1-like. The coding region runs from base 408 to 686 and encodes 92 amino acids. Gene Ontology annotation, molecular function: calcium ion binding. Lineage: Eukaryota; Metazoa; Chordata; Lepidosauria; Squamata; Phrynosomatidae. The transcript is spliced from 7 exons. The record is from RefSeq and is a predicted model, not a curated record.
AAUAACAACUCAUUAAAAUGUUAACAGUCCCCUAGACUCAGACAGUUGCCCAUGCCUGCUUUAGGUGGUUUGGUAUGGCAGGACAAGAAUGAUGAUAUGAAACAUCUAUGGCAAAUAUAAGCCUUUGUCUCUUCCUGGUACAGCCUUUAUUGCGGUGACAGAGCCGAAACCAAAAAGACAGUCUGACAAUUGGUACAACUGGUCGCCACCACUUUGUGCCUCUCAGUCAAAUGCAGCAAAAAUUAGCAGAUCAGGUCAAGGUGACCAGAUAGCGUAACUGCAAAGCUGGACAUGGCACCACAAAAAGCCAGGAACUGCAGAAAGAUGCCUUUUCUCUGGAGGACUGCCUGAAAAUAAUUCAGCAUUUUGAUGAGAGUGGAACAGGCAGGCUGACACGAGACGCUUUUAUGCAGUGCGUCGCUAAGAUCAAUGAAUGGGCGCGCAUAUUUAUAGACUAUGAUGCUGAUGUCUCUGGAACCAUGGAUGACUAUGAAAUAUGUGGUGCCUUGGAGGCUGCAGGGUUCCACUUAAACAACGAGACCAUCAAGGCUCUUUUGGAGAAAUUCAGCAAUCGUUUCUAUCAGAUACACUUUGACAAAUUUGUAACUUGCCUGGUUCUCCUGGAAAGUGUUUUCCGAAAGGUCAAAUCUUGGAAUACUAGGAACCUGCCUGAAAACAUGCACUGA